Molecule: messenger RNA, 2350 nt
Organism: Ceratitis capitata (Mediterranean fruit fly)
Lineage: Eukaryota; Metazoa; Arthropoda; Insecta; Diptera; Tephritidae
Product: UDP-glucuronosyltransferase 2B13
Exons: 5
Coding region: 358-1995 (545 amino acids)
Molecular function (GO): UDP-glycosyltransferase activity
Source: RefSeq, a predicted model, not a curated record
UCGAGCGUCGACAUUGUGUGACUGCGUGCGCAAUGCCAGACCAAAAAAACAACAACAACAAAAUAUUUUGCUCAAAUUCAAAUCAAUUAAAUGUGAAAGCUUGCAGAAGAGAAAGAAGAAGAGGAUGUAUUGUAAGCUUCAAUGUCUUGGCCAGUCGUUGCUGCUAAUUGAAGUCCAACGGGCGUUUAGCAAAUCGCCAAAGGAGAACACGCAAUUUGUUGUGUCUUUCUGAGCUGAGCUGUGAGCUAUUGAAGCAGACAGGCAGGCAAAAUUCGCCAAGCAGAAGCAACUCGCAGGAGAAAAAUUGGAAUUUUUCGUUUCUAAAUUCAAUUGAACGUGUAACAAUAGCAAUUAAAGAUGCAGCUUCAAUGGAUCUUACUACUUCUCACGGCAGUGCUGAUGCCACUGACGUGUACGAGUUAUAGAAUUUUGUUUAUGGGACCCUUCCCAGCACCAAGUCACUGGAUGUGGAUGGAACAUUUCCUGAAAGAUUUACUGCAGCGGGGACAUCAAGUCACAACCUUGACAAAUCAUCCCGCCAAGCAGACACAUCCAAAUUUAACGGAGAUCAUAAUUGAUCCCAAGCUGAAUAUAGCGGAGCAUCGACCACGUGAGAAUAUUUUCAAAAUGCAUUUCACAAGUGAUUUUGAAAAUUUGCAAAUGUAUUGGCACGUCGGUUUAUUAAGUUCCGAGCACGCUCUUAACGACCCAAAAGUAAAGACACUGAUCGCCAGCAAGGACCUCGAAUUUGAUUUGGUCAUAUUGGAGCAAUUCUAUCACGAGAGCUUCCUUAUGUUUGCGCACAAAUUCAAAUGUCCCAUCGUCACCUUGGGCACACUGGGUUAUGCGGAUAAUAUGGAUCAUGCAAUGGGUCUGCUGACGCCAUGGUCGAUCGUGCCCCAUUUGCUAGUUUCCUACACGGAUGAAAUGACCUUUGCGCAGAGAGCUUACAAUACAUAUUUAUCGAUAUAUGAUGCGCUGUUUAGAAGCUGGUAUUAUAUACCCAAAAUGCAAGAGAUGGCGGAGCGACACUUCGGCGGUUACAUUGAGGGUCCUCUACCACAUGUCAGCGAUUUGGAGAAGAAUGUUUCACUCAUGUUGAUUAACAGUCAUCGCAGCACGGAUGUGCCACGCCCCAGUAUGCCGGGACUGAUCGAUGUUGCUGGCGUACACAUCAAGAAAGCCAAACCACUGCCCGCGGAUCUGCAAGAAUUCUUGGAUAAUUCCAAACAUGGUGUCAUUUACUUCAGCGUCGGCUCGUACAUGAAGAGUACAGAUAUGCCACAGGAAAAAAUCAGUCUCAUACUAGACGCUUUCAGUCAAUUGAAACAAAAUGUUUUGUGGAAAUUCGAGAACUCUUCCAUAGGACACCUGCCCGCCAAUGUAAAGAUACAAAGUUGGUUGCCACAAAAUGACAUACUCGCGCACCCUAAUGUGAAAGUGUUCAUCUCACAUGGCGGCAUUUUUGGCACACAGGAGAGCAUACACUGGGGCGUGCCCAUGUUGUGUAUACCCUUCUUCGGCGAUCAAUUCCGCAACUCGCAACGUUCGGUCCAAGCUGGUUAUGCGCGUUGGUUGCAUUUCGGCAAAAUGACCAGCGAUGAUUUGGUACAAAAUCUACGUCUACUCAUCAAUGAUCCCACGUACAAACAAAAGGCCAUGGAGAUGUCACGUAAAUUCCGCGAUAAUCUCAUCGAUCCACUGGAGGAGGCCGCCUUCUGGAUGGAGUAUGUGGUUAGACAUAAGGGUGCGCCACAUCUGAAAUCCCACGGCGCCUUCAUGCCGCUCUAUCAGUAUUUAUUGUUGGAUGUGUUCGGUUGUGCGCUCGUGUUGUUGUUCGUGGCUGUUUGGCUGCCACUGCGCUUAUUCGAAUUGCGCUCUCCACUCACCGCCUGGGCGGAUAAACUCCUUUGCUUCGGUAAAGGCAACACACAAGGCACGAAGGGCAUACAAAUCGAUCUGAAAGCCAGUAAUAAAUACCGUUAUGCGGGUUAACACACAUACACGCACACCACAGUGCCUUCGCAGAAAUAAAGGCUUUGGCGGGUUAAAAAUUAAUUUAUUGUGAAUUACACAUAGAAGAGCGCUUCUAAUCAUUGUAUUUUAAGCGCUUGAGCAUUUACGUAUUUGAAGUUCCUUUGCAAGUAUACUUCCACAGAAGAUUUGCUAUGGUUUGGAAAUUGCACAAAUUGUAGAAUUGUUUAAUUUUAAAUCGUAAUGCGCAAACUUAUAUGUAAUUAAGUAUAAGUAGUGAUUAUUUGUUGUUGCGUUUUAAGUGGCAGGCAUAUUGAUGAUUUGUAGUAGCAACAUGCUCUUAAGGAUAAAUGAAUGAAUAAAAGACUUAGCAAUA